UCGGUUCCCGGCGGCGGCUGCGGCGGCCCGGGGCUCGGACGUGCACAAGCGUCCUCCCAGCUUGGGCCGGAGUCGGCCGCGCCGCGUGGCCGCAUUUCUGGGUCUUUCCCCAGCGAGCCGGUGUCCCCCCGGAGCUGCCCCUCCCGACGACGACGCCCGUUUUGAAGUGCCGGACCCAAGCUCCUUUUACGAGUUUUUCGUACGACCCGUGCUACGUCGAAAGAGGUGCACCAUCGAGGGCCGCGGGGAACGACGCUUGCACUGCGAUGUCGUGUGGGCCGGUAGCCCCCGCGGUUGUGUCUCGGCUGGCUGCUCCGGAGGUGCGCGGGGAUGUUCCGGCCGAGCGUAGUCUCGAGUCAUGACGAGAUCCACCGAGAAGACUGCGAAAACGACGCCUGGUGACGGAUGAACAUCGGCUGAGCGAGUUGUUGCAGAGCCUGACCGGGCCGAGACAUCGCAGUGACCCAGGCGUGACACCCGAUGCCCGAGCCGCAUGGACCCCGACGGAGCGAAUCCACCGAGAGAGCCGGCUCCUGUACACCGGCCCUGUUCCCUCACGUUGCAGUUCAGUCGUGAUCCAGACGACCGCGAUGACCGACCGUCUCCGAGCAGCCAGUUGGCCGUGGACCAAGGAAUUCUCCUCGAAGCGCCGUCCGAGUACGCCUGUUCCGACGACGAUGAGCGGCGUCUCGCCCGUGGCGCGCUGCGCACCCCCGAGAGCGACGCCGCGUCUGCCACGGAGUCCCAUUCGAUGUCGGCGCCGGUGGACAUUUCGAUUCGAGCGAAGAGCAGCGUGCUCGAGUGUGAAAAGGACUUUAUGGACUUCCUGCUCUCGUUGCCUCCCGAUCGCGGGCCCGAGAUCAAGUCGCUGGAGAGGACUAGGAGACACAGCAGGGCGGACAAGGGGAAGCCUAAAGUUGGUCUGGACCACUUGGACAACCUGUGCAAGCUGAUGGAGCAACUAGGAGAUCUCAAAGAACAAAACAGCAAACUUCAGCGGCGUGUACAGUAUCUGGAAGACAUGAAGGAUCUUCACGAAGUUCACAAGCGUAUCCUUUGCACCGAGUCUCCACCUGAAGAAUUCCGGGCUCCACAGAGGACACCCAGUCCCGCAGUGGUGACCACAUCAACGGCCGACGCCGACAGCACCUUGAGAAAGAGCAGGACCCACGGUCAUCUCCACGCGACCAUCCGAAGGUCCAGAGAACGAAGCAAGUCUGUCGGGAACCACGACGACUACGAUGAUCCCAAGAGCUACAAAAAUAAGCGCUUUCCAAACUGGUCCAAGGUGAAGGAGGCACUGGGCUGGGAGCGUUCCACGGCGGACUACGAAGGGGCAGUCCGAAAGGACGGACGAAUAAUCUCCUGUCCGCGUCAGGACGGCGAGCUGAGGCUGCGUAAAGAGGAACUCAGAGCUAGUGUCUGGGAACCGGCGGUGGGCUACCCGCAAUCCCGUUCUUGGACUGAGGAUUCCUGUUUCCAAGGCAGGCCCUCUUCCAUUCCAUUGAAGCAAGCCGGAGGAUGGACAACCUCCAGCGGUUCCAAAAAGACCACGCUAAGGCUUGUAGACCCAACACGGCGCAAAUCGUCGCCGACUUCACCCAUUGCCGCCAGGGAGGCGGCCAGAGAAGAAGCAUUUGCAGAUUGGAAAUAUCCUGACCUACUGGACCGAGAAAUGUACGAGUCUUACGAACGGUACUACACCAAAGAAGACUCGAAAAAGGUUCCGAAAAGCGCCUGGGGUCGCGUGAAGACUCUUAUCCAGACAGGUCGAGAGACCGUCAGAAAGCAACACCAGCCUCGAAGCGCGAAACCUGGCUCCAAAGGCGACGUCAGGAUCGAGUCUGAUCCGGCCAGUGGUGCCGCGCCCAGUGACCCCGAAGACAGCGCAACGUCACGAAGUCGGAAUACUUCCAGAAUGCGCAAGAUCUCAGACCCGUACGGCUGCUCGCCAAGGAAUUCAAAGACGUCCGAAGACCUCCAGCUAUUUCCCAAGGAGAGACCGCAGAUACCAAGCGGCUGCUCCCCUCCAGAGGUCGACGGCGUCCGUAGAACCAGGCCGGAACCAGCGGUCUCAGCCCAAGUAGAAUCGGAAGAGUCAAAAUGCGCUUUUUCGGACAAAAACGAAGCUACCUCGCCACAGUUUCAGAGAAAGUCUCGGUGGAACCGCGUCAAGAAGGUCUUCUCCACUGCCCUCCAGGAGAAGAAAGAGGGAGACUCAGAGCCUUCCAGCCCAACAUCCACCGCCGUUGUCUUCGACUUCGAAGACGUGCUUCCAUUCGAAGAUGAUAUUCAAUUAAAGCACCGUGAAGGAAUCGUAGACAGACAGAGAGUUGACAGCAUGGCUCUAAGCUCCGACUUUCAAGUCAGCGAGGGUGAGCUGAGUGCCCCUCCUCUCUCACAUUCGGCGUCCACGCCCGCGGCAAGCUUGAUGCUCGAGCUUCAGCGAAACCUGAGCGAAGACUUCAGCCAGAAGAUGAUCGAAUGGGAGCGCAUAAAGGCGGCCAAGGUGAGCCCCAAUCUUCGUCGCUCCCAGCGGUCUGCCACAGCCAAGCCCCCCAGAGACAAGAGCAAGACGUCCGGACGAACUGACAAGAAUCACAAGCAGAAGGACCUGAGCUGGUUGAACCGAGAACUGCAGAAGAUGGAACGCGAAAAAGAACGACUUUCGAAGGAAACGCACAAGUUCCAGGAACGCUCCAUCAGAUUGCAGAGGCUUCGACACGCUCUUGUGAACGCUCCCGGUGCCAGAAACGAGGUCCUGGUACGUACAUCGGCCGGAGAGUUCCGCUUCGAAGGAAUUUCAGACGCCUUCACCAAAAAACUUUACGAAUGGGAAACUAAGAAGGGUGUCGUUCCCGAGUUCUCCACAAUCGCGCUACUGGAUGCCAGCCUGCGGACCACCUCGUGUCCAGGAGAAAAGCUAAACCAAUCUCACAGAGGUCUGUCCAGGUCUGAGUCGAGCAUUGCUGAGCCAACCAAUCUUCAACAGCAAUCGCGAGCUUCUACUAGCUCUCUGCCCUCGAUGAAGCUGGAUACGCUGGUUAUUCCUGAAGAAAAAUCGGAGCUGGCUAGAUCUCGUGCCAGUUCUGAGCCUGAUCUAUCAACCCACGUAUCGACGUCUAAGGAAGCACCGGUAAGAGUCCGGACUGCCAGCGUGGGUUCCUCAGGAACCGGCUUCGCUCCCCCAGAAGUCACCUGGCUCAUUGACAGCGGCUCUGGAGAGAUGGACGAGCGCUCAGACCCAAAGCCGGCGGAUGGUGGUGACGCCAAGCCAACGGAAGACGGCUACUAUGGACUCCUGGAGGAGAACAUGCUCUUGCUGGAGCAGCUCCGGGCAAAGGAGCACAUCUGUGGACGGCUCGAGGUAGAUCUGGAACGGCUCGACCAACGGCUCGAGCUCACGUCAACCAGACACAGGCAAGAAAUAGAGCGCUACCGGGAGAGCUUGUGGAAGGCGCACCGGCCGGUGGCCUCGCAGUCGCAAGUGUCUUCUCUUCGGGCCCUGGCAGACUUCCGCGCCCGCCUAGAAGACUUGGAACGCUGCAACUUGCGGCUGCAAGAAGAACGCAGGGCGCUUCAGGAAAGCAUUCGCUGUCACAGCCAGGAGCAAGCAACCUUAAUCUUGGACCUUAUCGGGAAAAUCAAAGAGCUUCAAACGAUGAACCUCGACCUUCGCAGCACUGGAUCUGAAGGCGCCCGCCAAAGGCCGUCUUUGAUGCAGCUGGAUGCGGAUGGCCUGGCGCGAAUUCAACAGCUCUCGGCGCAGCUCCUGCACUUGGUCCACCAACUGGAGGCGACUGUGGCAGAACGCGCCCGGCAGGUGUGCCAGCUCCGCGGUGAAAUCCUGUUACGGGACCUCACCGCCGAGGGUUACGGGACCACGGGUCCAGGUGCAUCUCGGCGUUUCUCCAGGACGAUGCGAUCCUCCAGCGACGGUCUCAUCAUCUUCGCAAACAGGCGGCCCACUCCGUGUUCGAACGGUGGAAGACAUGGCGAAAUACUGCCUCAAGACCGGAUAGUCUCCGCCAAGGAGACGCGAGAUGCGCCGGCCUCGUCCCCGUCUUCCCACAGCCAGUCAGCUCAGCUCAUUGAGACAGUGCAUAGCCUCCGGACGGAACUGCUCCGACUGUUCGCGUUCGACGGAACAGGAACGGACACCGGGGAAGGCGUCAUUCGUCGGAGCUCGGCUGCAGACUCCAUGACCGAGUCUCCAGACGCUGGCGGGGCUGAAGAACCCAGGCAGAGCUGCGGAGACGCUCGACGCUCGCUGGCAUCGUCUUCGGAGAGUCCCUCCCGCAGAUCGGCGCCAGAGGCCCUAGGCUUGGCAUCGGGUCACGACGGCAGCGAAAGCUCCAGCAUCAACGACAGUGAGCACGUGUCUUUCGCCGUGCGCCUUCCGCGCAAGAGUUGGGCGCGAACCAGGGACGCCAUGUCCACCUCUUCUGACAGUUCCUACUUAGAGGACGAUGCGUUUACCAGAGUUAGCUGGGCAAGGGCCUCGAAGGCCGAAGGCCCCGAUCGGGACAAGAGCUGCUACGUCGAGUACGAAGACGACGUGUUCAACGCACCUUCUUCGGCUUCUAGCCUCGAAAUGGUCUACUCGCGAGCACGACAAGAGUUGUACAACGAUGCCACGGCGCAGGCGGACAGGACGCGAGUCCACAGCGAAAUGGCCAAGCGAAGAGCUUUGUUGGAGGUGACGUCUUCCAAGACCUCCGAAAGUGGAGAUACGGAACCGCCCAGUACUGAACCCUCGGCGACGGGUUGCAGCACGCAGACUCCCAACGAUGAUGAUGAGGCACCAGCUGACUCAGGAGUGUCCGAACUCUUGGCGAAGAGGUCUAGCCCCGUCAUCAGGUCCAGGACGUCGAGAAGACUAAAGAAAGAUCGCUAUGCCACGACGGAGCCUCCUCCUCCGUGGACGACUGCUUCAGAAGCUAUAUCAGCCGUUCUCAGGGACUCCUCGAGCCACUAUUUCUGCCCUAGGAAACUGGACAGGGCGGUCGACGAGCCCACGAGUCCGACGACGGAGACUCCGGGCCCCGCGAAGUAUUUCGCUUACAUUCCACUCUCAGUGACGCCGCGCCCGGCGACCCUACAGAGGUUCGAGGCAUUGCAUCGCGCCAAGGAAGCGUUCGUCUCUGGAGAGAACCCCACUGCGGUGCUCAGCAUUUCUCCGGAUCGUCCACCAGCAGCUCACACCGAUGACUGUCCAGCUAGACCGCCUGCUCCUGUCGGGGCUGGCUUCAAGGAGGAGGAAGACCUGGACAGCAAACGGCGCAAGUCUAAGCAAGAAUGCGCUGAAAAGGGCUUCCUGUCACUGAGGCUACGCAGAGGCAAGAAAAAAGAUUAUUCGGCCGUCGGACAGCUCUGCCGGCAGACGCUGCCUGUCGUAGCCGUCGAUGACCCCAUGACCUCUGUCGCCGUGCUGCCGUCCACAAGUCCCAGAUCACCAUCGUCGCCCUCGUCGCCAGAGACACGAGCCCGGUCGCUUGGCAGGAGCAAGUGGCUGCCUCUUUUUGCAACCAAGUCAUGAGGGACCGCCUUCCGGAUGUCCCACAAUAACCGAAUAAAAAGCUCGCCGGUGAGCAACGCCAUUGCUUGCGCAUUCGCUGACCACGCGCGCUUGUCCCUCAUGGUGCACAGCAUCCUUCCAUUGGCCAUUUUCAUUUUGCUGUCUCUAGUCCACCCCGACAACAUAAAGCAUUGCGCAAAUUCUGCAAAGCCAGCAUAAAUAAAACGUGUUUCAACUCUAA
Messenger RNA from Ixodes scapularis (black-legged tick), 5759 nucleotides. RefSeq lists its product as uncharacterized. The transcript is spliced from 14 exons. Lineage: Eukaryota; Metazoa; Arthropoda; Arachnida; Ixodida; Ixodidae. Bases 494 to 5539 code for a protein of 1681 amino acids. The record is from RefSeq and is a predicted model, not a curated record.